AGACCAGUACAUGACAUGUAACGAAGCGCGCGCUGUUGGUGCUCACCGUGAUACCAACAUUUGGGGUUUUUGAACGUGAUAAGAAUGUGUUAAAGCGCUGAUUAUUUCGGACAGAAGCGGUGUAGCUGUCUCGGCACGACUCGUCAUCCCGAACUCUACAGGCCAACAGCGUCGAACGUCGUGCGUACGGCUCAUCUGACCCUCUGCAUGACUAGUACGGCGGUCCGACCGCCUCCGCCUUUCCUUUCAGACGUUUCUGCGUCUCCGCAAAGCCCAAUCUGGGGAGCUCAUAUCGCUCGUGCUCCGAAGAAGCCCCAGCAUGCACCUAUAAAACUCCACUGGAACCACUCGGGCUGUUGUGCGCGCGCAUGUUUCUGCUCCUCACAUUUCUCGCUGCCCUGCAGGCUCUUGUCCGGGGGCAGUUCCCUGACUGCGUCAAUGGGCCGCUGGCCAAUAACACUGUGUGCGACACCUCCAAGGAUCCUAUCACCCGAGCCCAGGCGCUCGUCGCGGUGAUGACCACGACGGAGCUCAUUAACAACACUGUGCACAUGGCUGCUGGCGUGGCGCGGCUGGGGAUACCCAAGUACGACUGGUGGAGCGAGGCGCUGCACGGUAUCUCGACGGUCCACGGCGUCAAAUUUGCUGCCAGUGGGAAUUUCAGCUACGCGACUUCGUUUCCUCAGCCCAUCGUCAUGAGUGCUGCAUUCGACGACGCUCUCAUCAAAGCUGUCGCGACAACCAUCAGCACUGAAGCGCGUGCGUUUUCGAAUGCGGCGCGGAGUGGGCUGGACUGGUUUGCACCGAACAUCAACCCGUGGCGUGACCCACGAUGGGGCCGGGGCCCCGAGACUCCUGGAGAAGACGCGUUCCGUGCGGCACAGUACGUGUAUCAGUACAUCGACGGCUUCCAGGGUGGAAUCGAUCCAAAACCGUACAUCAAGAACACGGCAGUGUGCAAGCAUUGGGCUGGGUAUGACGUCGAGAGAGGGCGUACCUCAUUCAACGCUAUCAUCAACACCCAAGAGCUGAGCGAGUACUUCGUGCGCCCCUUCCAGACGUGUGUGCGCGAUGCCCGGGUCAAUGCGGUCAUGUGCUCCUACAAUGCUGUGAAUGGAGUGCCUACAUGCGCCGACCCGUAUCUGCUCCAGGACUUGCUGGUCGGUUCCUACGGCUUCAGCAAUGACAGCUGGAUUGCCAGUGACUGCGAUGCCGUCGCCAACAUCUUCGAUGCUCACGCGUACACCGACUCCUAUCCCGCUGCAGCUGCAGUGGCCAUCAAGGUCGGGACAAAUGUGAAUUGCGGGACCACCUUCUCCCUGUAUCUCCAAGCGGCCAUCGAUCAAGGCCUGGCAGACCGCGCCGAUGUCGAGGGCGCAGUCGUGCGGCUGUACUCGUCUCUUGUGCGUCUGGGGUACUUUGAUCCGCCCGCCCAGCAACCGUAUCGGCAGAUCACAUGGGAUGCGGUGAACACCCCAUCUGCUCAGACGUUGGCAUACGUCUCAGCGACGGAAGGGCUGGUCUUGCUCAAAAACGACGGCACGCUUCCGCUGAAGAAAAACCUGACGAAGAUGGCCGUCAUUGGCCCAAAGACCAUUGCAUGGACUGGCGCUCAACUAGAGCUGAUCCAGAAUCUGACGGCUAUCGGCAAGCCUCUCGUCGUGGUGCAGUGCGGUGCGGGGCAGAUCGACGAUUCGUCGCUUCUUUCCGAUCCAGGUGUUGGAGCCAUUCUUUGGGCGGGGUACCCCGGCCAAAGCGGUGGAGCGGCUAUUUUCGACAUUAUCAGUGGCAAAGUCGCCCCUGCUGGCCGGUUGCCUGUGACGCAAUACCCCGCAGCUUUCAUCAACCAGGUGCCCAUCACUGACAUGAACCUGCGGCCAAACAAGACGUCGGGAAACCCUGGGCGGACAUACCAAUGGUAUACUGGCUCCCCCGUCGUCGAGUUCGGCUUCGGGCUGCAUUACACGACGUUUUCGGUCCAUUGGCAGACGACCCCGGUCGCGAGCUACUCGAUCUCGAAUCUGCUGAAGACGGCCGGAUCCGCCGCGCACCCCGAUCUGGCGGUCUUUGACACGUUCAAAGUCAACGUGCACAACGCCGGGAACACCGUGUCGGACUUUGUCGCUCUGAUGUUUGUGAAAACGACGGCAGGGCCGCCGCCGUUCCCGAACAAAUCGUUGAUAGGGUACUCGCGCGUGGCUGCGCUCAAGGCUGGCUGGACGGUCGCUGCGUCGAUUAGUGUGACCCUGGGGAGCAUCGCGCGCACCGACGAGGGCGGCAAUCUCUGGUUGUACCCCGGCAGCUACGGCCUCAGUGUCGAUGUGCCUGAGAGCCUGACCCAUAACUUCACUCUCACCGGUCAAGCGGUGCAGCUCACCAAUUUUCCUGCACCCCCAUAAAUAGCUACAGUAUCACAUAAAAGUAGCAAAAUGUGUGUCGAUAACGCGUCGAGGUCUAGCAGUCCAUUUCCCUCUGGAAAAUCUGUCGGUUCGAGCACGAAGCAAGCGCAUCAUCG
Messenger RNA from Mycena citricolor, 2515 nucleotides. NCBI's taxonomy places the organism in Eukaryota, Fungi, Basidiomycota, Agaricomycetes, Agaricales, Mycenaceae. The record is from the annotation of a GenBank genome assembly.